Molecule: messenger RNA, 165 nt
Organism: Fusarium keratoplasticum
Lineage: Eukaryota; Fungi; Ascomycota; Sordariomycetes; Hypocreales; Nectriaceae
Exons: 2
Coding region: 1-165 (54 amino acids)
Source: RefSeq, a predicted model, not a curated record
AUGACUGUCCAGCAAGCUACCCUGGAGUCUGCCGCUCUCGCCGUUUUCGCUGCCGCGAAGAAGAUUUUGGGAGAUGAAGCAAUACCCUCAAAGGCUGUUAUUGUUGGUGGAGCAGCGCUUUGGCGCCUGACCCGACACCGUCCCACUGCCGAUAUCGAUAUCUAG